UCAGGUCAUUGGAUCUGAGCCCAAAUGGAGAAGAUAUCCAGUUCCAAAGUUUAAUCACACCAUGAUGCAGAAAGUGGAGACAAGGAAUCUCCAUUGGACAGACAGGCUGAUACAACGUGGAUACCAGAUUCACAGCUUCACCCCUGAAGAAAGGUCAGAGGGAACAUUCCUUAUGAAAAUGAUCGAAUGGCCAAAACCACCCAACUCUGCUGUGCCCUUUCAGAAAAGCAGCAACCCAGCAUACAGUCACUUUGUAAUUUUAAAUUCUGCAAAGACUUUCUAUGUGGGAGAUCAGUUACAAGUGAUGCUGCAGAUGUAUGAUUUUGAAGGUCACCCAAAGCGAUAUGGGGGUGACUAUCUCCAAGCUCGGAUCCACACCCCAGCUUUAAAAGCUGGUUCAGCAGGAACUGUUCUCGACAACCAAAAUGGAACUUACUAUAUUAAUUUUAACUUAUCUUGGUCGGGGAGAGUCGAAAUUUCUGUUUUAUUAGUUCAUCCCAGUGAAGGGAUCCAAGCACUUAAAAGACUACGUGAGAAACAGCCAGAAAGAGUGUAUUUAAAAAGUACCUUCAAAUAUCUGGGUGCUUCAGAGACCACUGUCUGUAAUCUAUAUUUGCCUCAAACUGAGCCACUCUGUAACUUUACUGAUCCCAGGACUGCGGAGCCCUGGUUCUGUUACAAACCAAAGAAACUUCCCUGCUCUGCUCGUAUCAACCAUUUUAAAGGAGAUUAUGAGAAAAAUCUCUUAACUGGAGAAGAGAAUCGUUAUUUUCAAAGUGGUGUCAAUAUCAAGCAGUCCAUCCCACACAGAGCACCAGGAUACGUAAUGGUGGAGCCCUCAUCUGAACCAACUCCGGCUCUUGGAGAAUGUGUCCGGGGACCGCCCAUGGUGUCACCAUCUGGUUUUUACUAUCAGGAUAAGUGGAUGUCAACAACCUGCAAUAUUCACCGCUUUGAGACUCCUGCAAAAAUUAAAGAAUGCCUCCGUAGAAAAAUUGUCUAUCUGUUUGGAGAUUCCACCAUGCGACAAUGGUUUGAAUACUUGACUCAGUUUGUGCCAGAUCUCAAGAGAUUGGAACUUGGCAAUCCUAUCAAGGUGGGUCCUCAUCUUGCUGUGAACUUGGAGAACAACAUUGUGGUAGAAUAUCGCCCUCAUGGCCCUCCGAUCCAAUUCAGUACCAUUGCAAGUCAGCACCUACAACUCAUUUCAAAUAAACUGGAUGAGAUUAAAGGAGGGAAAAACACAGUUAUAGCCAUUACCUUAGUGGCCCAUUUCACUCCUUUUCCUGUUGAAGUUUAUAUUCGAAGAAUACAGAAUGUCAGGAGGUCAAUUCUCCAGUUACUCAACAGGAGUCCGGAUACACUGGUUGUAAUAAAGACGGCCAAUGUCCGGGAAAACCCCCCACAGAUCGUUGCCUAUUACAGUGACUGGUACGCUUUUCAGAUUGAUUCAGUGAUGAGGAAGAUGUUCACAGGCAUCAACAUGGUAUUUGUAGAUACCUGGGAGAUGACAAUAGCACAUUACCUUCCUCACAAUAUACAUUCUGGGAGAAUUAUUAUAAAAAAUGAAAUAGAUGUGUUUCUUUCAUAUGUGUGCCCUUCUAUACAAAGAUAA
Molecule: messenger RNA, 1615 nt
Organism: Chiloscyllium plagiosum (whitespotted bambooshark)
Lineage: Eukaryota; Metazoa; Chordata; Chondrichthyes; Orectolobiformes; Hemiscylliidae
Product: NXPE family member 3-like
Source: RefSeq, a predicted model, not a curated record